ACCGGUUACUAUCAGUAAUGGAACUUGGAAGUCUAGUCACAACAGCAUGAGAUCAAUAAAUCAGUUUUAUAAUAAUUCAAAAGCUUUGACUUUUCACUUUGCCUGGGGAGGCCCGGGUUAGACCCGAUUAAUGCUUACCUACUACAAUCCCGAAAGAUAUCAGUAAGAUCGUCAGUUCUGGACUGGUGAGCAUGUGCUGCCUGUGAGUACCACAGAAGCUUGAUAAAGCCGUCAUAAUAAUAUUUAUUUUAAUAUAUACAGUGAGAAGAAAAAGACCCAUCAUUCAUGUUAUUGGUGCAUGGAUUACUUACCCAAGUUAAAUAAAAUAAUACAAUAAUGGAUGAUUCAAACUCAAUCACAGAAACUCCUCCUCACAGGUUGCCUUUAUGUACAAGAUUGGCAUACAGUGUUGGACAUGUUCUCAAUGAUCUCUGUGCUUCAAUGUGGUUUUCCUAUCUCUUGGUGUACUUACAUUACGUCUUGCAGUUUAACAAUAACAUUGCUGGAAUAUUAUUGUUAAUAGGACAAGUUGCUGAUGGUCUGGCCACACCAUUCGUUGGACUAGAAUCCGACAAAAUUGACAAUUUCUGGUUAUGUAGAUAUGGAAGAAGGAAAACUUGGCAUUUGCUGGGUACCGUUUGUGUCCUGGUCAGCUUUCCGUUUUUGUUUUCCAAAUGCUUUGGUUGUUCCGAUGCACACGAAGGUGCUCAGCUAGUUUAUUAUGCAGCUUUUAUAAUCAUCUUCCAGUUUGGCUGGGCUUCUGUUCAAAUCUCUCACCUCUCCCUAAUUACUGAUCUUACUCCAGUUUCUUCUGAACGAGUGGAACUGAAUUCUUUAAGGUAUGCGUUUACUGUGGCCUCUAACAUUUCUGUUUAUGUAAUCACAUGGGUUAUUCUUGGUGUUGGAAGUACAGAUAAAGACCAUCAUCUAACACCAAGUGAUGCACCUCUGUUCAGAAAUAUAACACUGACUGUUUUAGGAGUAGGAUUUCUCUUCUCUGUGGCUUUCCAUCUGUUUGUGAAGGAAACAAACCCCCAGAGUCGUCGUCAGACUGAAGGUGAUGAAGUUGAUUUUGAUCUCGAUCACUUGAGACAUCUGACAUGGAAAGAAUGGUUCAGAGAACCACAGUUUUACCAGAUUGGUCUGCUCUACAUGGGCACGAGACUGUAUGUUAAUCUUUCUCAAGUUUAUACACCGCUCUACCUCCAAGACUCACUUAAACUGGAAACUCAAAGUAUUGCUAUCAUACCACUUGUCAUCUACGUCAGUGGCUUUGUAUCAUCUUUUUUUAUGACUUUCAUAAACAGGAAGUUAGGGAAUAAGAUAACCUAUGUUUUUGGAGUAUCGUCAGCGAUUGGUGCUUCUGUGUGGCUAUAUUUGGGAUGUAAUGACACUUACCGAUACAGAGAGAUAUAUGCUGUAGCCGUCCUGAUAGGACUAGGAGGUUCUACCAUGCUGAUUACAAGCCUGUCUCUCGUUUCUGAUUUGAUUGGCCAAAACACAUCUAGUGGUGCUUUUGUUUUUGGUGCAAUGAGUUUCUUAGACAAACUUUCCAAUGGGUUGGCUGUAAUUAUUAUACAGGACGUCCAUCCGUGUGUAUGGUGCUGUGAAGGCUGCCAGUGGUAUUAUCAAUAUGUCAUGGUAUUCGCUUGUGGUGGAUCAGCUGUUUUCACCCUCGUCAUGCUUGCUACGUUAUCACGCUCUUCGAUAGGUGUGAAACAGAGAAGAGGUAUUGCUAGAUCAAACCGUGCUGAUAAAGAGAUUGGUUGUAAAAAUGCUGAAGAGUACAUCAGUAGGAAUGGUGCUAAAGGACCUCCUUGUAUGAGAAAUCAGGAUGAUAGUGACACAGAACCUUUGAUUGGAAGCCAAACUUUAAUCAACUGUAAUAAUGUAGAAGAGUACAUCACUAGAAAUGGUGCUAGUGGAUCCUCAUGUAUGACUGAUUGCAACAUUGAUGAUAACAAUGUAGAGCCUCUAACCAGAAGAAGAGUUUCAAUCAACUGAAAUUUUAUAAUUUAGUAUUUGUGGCUAGUUUCUGUUCUUCUGAUCAAUAGCCUUAGAAUGCUAAAAAUAACUGAUUUAAUAACAGUAUAUAAUAAGAAUUAAAUAAUGGCUCAGAAUAGAAACAGUUAUUAUGUGUUAUGAAAUAUAUGCUUUAUAUUUAUCAAAUUUAUUUAUGUAAAAAAAUUUCUAACCUCGUUGGUAUGUAUACAUUUGGUUUAAGCUAGAGAGAAAUGACUAUUGUAUGUAUAGAAAUGUUAAUUAUAUAUAUUUAAGAUAUAUUUUUGACAAUAAAUAUUAAUAUUAAUUUUAAUAUUUACUAAACUCAAAUUGUAAACAUUUUCAUAGUGAUUGAAAGUGGUAUUUUUUUUGUCAAAAUAGUUCUUAAUUUUAAGAUAACUGUAAACUAUGGUGCAAAAUUAAUGUCGAACAUCAUUAAAAGUGGUGCUAGUUGAUCUCCAUGUACGACUGUGAUAGUGGUGAUGACACUGAAGAGUCUAAUCAGAUGACGAGCUUCAAUCAACUGAAAUUUUAAAUUUCAGAAUUCGUGGCUACUUCAGAAUAAAGUAAUAUCCACCAGUUUGCACCCUGAGUAUCAAUAAUAUUUUGAUGUUAAAACUUAUCUACUAACAUAAAAUAUAAUCAAUUAUUAUAUGUUAUGAAAUAAAUGCUUUAUAUUUGUCACAUUUAUUUAUGUAAAAAAAUUCAAACUUUUUUAAUGUAUACAUUUUUCUUCAACUGUAGGAUGAAAAUAACUCCAGGUAUGUAUAGAAAUGUUAAUUAUAUAUUUAAGAUAUAUUUUUGACAAUAAGUAUUAAUUGUAAUAACUCACAUUGUUAUUAUUUUCAAUUGUUUGAAAUUGGUAUUUUCUGUUGUGUAGUUUUAGGUAUUAAAAUGCUGAACAAAAACUGUAUGGGGCAAAAUUAAUUUCAUUUCUGAUUUUACUGUGUUAAAAUUUUCUAAAAACGUUAACUUUACUUUUUUGUACAAUUUAUAUUCAGCAUUUGCGUUAAAAAGUUUCUAAAACUUGUAUGGAUUAUCUUAAUAAUAUUUGAAAAUUUCACUAUCUAAGAAUUUUUUCAAAAAAUUCCUACCUACAACUUUAAAAAAUCUCAACAUUAUUGAAUUAUCAAAGCGAGAACACAAUAGUAAGCACACAAACCUUAUUUAAUGGAUAACAAAAAAUUCGUAAAGAUUCACAUUGUAUAAAGACGAUUGUGAAUAUCACUAUAUUUCCUGUUAGUUACAUGCAUAUUUUUAACAUCAUUUUACAAAAAUCAAACAAUUAAGAGCACAACAUUCAGCGCCCCCUUAUUCAACUAUGAAAAGUAAUCGUUUGUCUGGUUCUUAAUUGACAAAGAUCUAAAAUGAAAGUAAAAUGUAUAUAAGCAAAAAGGAAAUGUAACAUUUGAAAGAAUAUUCAGCAAGUUUAAAUGUGCAAUAUAUGUAAAAUAACUUUAUUAUAUACAUUAUAACUGAUUACAUGUAUGACGUUUUUUAUACACUACAGUGAAUCUAUAUUUCAAGCUUGGUUAAAGAACAAAGGUUUAGCGUAUAUUAAUUAUCUCGGAAUGGGAAACAAUGCCACAAUUAACACAAUUUGUUCUCAAGGUUGCUGAUUACAGUUUGUGGUGGUUUAUUGCUUCUAAACUCUAAAAACGGUAAAUAAAAUGUGGGCUUAUAACGCUAAAACUAGGAUUUUCAACAAGCGUGACUGUGUCAACCGAGAGAAAAAUCACCUUUUACUUAGUUUAUUACGUUCAGAGUAUUUGUUUUUGAUAUUUUAUAUGAUGUACAUUUAAAAGUAGUGGUUGAGUACUAAACUUUAUAAUACGGAAGCUCUACCAAAAGUUGCCGGACGUGUGACGUCACAAUCAUAGUAAAGAUCUCGUAGUUAAAAUGUAAUUUCCAUUUCUGUAACUCCAUUGUAAAUAAAGAAAAUAUAAACAGCA
Molecule: messenger RNA, 3953 nt
Organism: Limulus polyphemus (Atlantic horseshoe crab)
Lineage: Eukaryota; Metazoa; Arthropoda; Merostomata; Xiphosura; Limulidae
Product: major facilitator superfamily domain-containing protein 12-like
Exons: 11
Coding region: 337-2004 (555 amino acids)
Biological process (GO): carbohydrate transport
Cellular component (GO): membrane
Molecular function (GO): symporter activity
Source: RefSeq, a predicted model, not a curated record